AUGGUAAAAACAAUUGAACAGAGCAUAACAGAUUUUAAUGAAAAAAUAAGCAUCACCAAACACAAAUCUUUAUCUCAGAUAAAUAAUUUGUAAAGGUUUCUGUAGCAAUAAUUAGAGGAUUUGACUGAAAAAAUUGUAAAUAAGAUUGACAAAUACGAUAAGCAAAUUUAAUAAAAUAUAAAUUUCUACCACUCCUUACCAUAAUAAAAUUUGCUAAAAGGGUAUUUUGAGAAUAUACUUUUAUCUUAAUUGAAUGAAGAUUUAGAUAUUUUAGAAGUAGAAGACUCUCAAGAGUAAUAAGCUUUGCCUCCUAUAUAAUAAGUUACAGAUUAGCAGUAGUCAAGCCAUCAAAAGCAAUUAAAGGAAGUUUAUUCCAUAUUAAAAAAAGCAAUAAAUUUAUUUUCAGAGCAAUAUUCAAAUUCAAUUUAAAAUAUAAACAACAAACUUAUAGAUUUUAGCCAGAAAAACAUAGACUUUUAUUCAGAUUAUUGCUUAUCAUAAGACAGAUAGCACUCAAAUAUUUUGUUUCAAAAAUCAACAACAGAAAUAAAUAACCAAGAAAAUAGCUUGUAGAAUGAAUAAAAAAAUAUUUAAAUAGAGAUUUUUAGUUAAAUUGACUUUAAAAAUGAAUCACCUAGUCACCUUCCUGAACAAUAUCACUACAGCCAUGUUAAGUGUUUUUCUAUUUUAGAUGAUAAUAGAAGGGCAGUCCUUUGCACAAGAAAUAAUCUACUUUUAAUUGAUAUUUUAAGUUCAAAAGUACUAAAAUGCUCUUACAUAAGAGGUGACUAGCCCACACUCCCAACAUGUAUUUAGCCUCUUUAUUCUUAUGAAUAUGAAAAUGAAAUACUGUAUUCAGAAAUGUUUAAGAGCAGUACUGAUGCUACAUAUUUCUAAAGUGUACAAUAGGAUUUAUAAAAUAAUUUAUUUACUAUAAAUGGGACAUAAUAAAACUCAGGCGAAUCAUCAGCAAUUUAGUCAGAAAAUAAUUAAAAUUAAAGCAUAAAAAGAAAAAGAUAGCAGAAUUUAAUUGCUGUGGGUAUGGGAAGCUUAAGUUCAACAAUAGACAUAUGCAUAUACAGUUUAAAAAACCUAUAAAAGAUUAUUCGCUUACCAGGACAUUUAAGGACGAUUUGUAAAAUAAUAUAGACUCCAUUAGACUAUGAGACGAUGUUUUCAAUAUCCUCAGACAAAAAAAUAAUAGCAUGGAAUUUGACAAAUUCAAAUCAAAUCUUGACUGAAAAUACAAACCAUGCUUAAAGCAUAAAUGAUGCAUUGAUGUUAAACGAAUAUCUCCUUGCAACAUUUAGUUUGAAUGGCGAAAUAUUUUUAUGGGACAUAGAGUACACAAAUUAAACUCCAAAUAAGUUUAAAAGUCUCAAAAAGAAGAUUAUAAUUUAACGCUCAUGUUUAAGUCUAUAUAUUGGGCAAGUUUUAAUGAACUCAGAUAGAGUUUAUCUAAGCAUAACCUCUUAAGGUUUAACAGAAUAAAAGUACUUCCUUGAAAUGAAUGACUUUUAAAAUAGAGUUUUAGUUAAGCAAGAGCUCCCAUUAAAGGUUAUAGGCUUGAAUGUGUUAUCUGUUAACAUGCACAUAUAUGCCUUUGUUACUUAUUCCUAUUCAAGCUUUUUUGAAGUUUAUCUGAUAGAUACUUGCUAAUCUGGUUAAAAGUCUGCUACUCUAGUCUAAUAGAUAGAUUUUCCUUCUAAAAAUUAGAAUAUAAACACUGUUAUAGAGUCUCCAAGAGUUUAAUUCAUACAAUUAAGCGAGUAAUAAAAUAAAAUUCUAAUUGCUUUUGCUUUAGAUAAAAAUAUAUCUAUAUACAGUAUUACUAUAAGUUGA
This is a messenger RNA of Tetrahymena thermophila SB210, 1842 nucleotides long. RefSeq lists its product as hypothetical. Gene Ontology annotation, molecular function: protein binding. Lineage: Eukaryota; Ciliophora; Oligohymenophorea; Hymenostomatida; Tetrahymenidae. The record is from RefSeq and is a predicted model, not a curated record. The transcript has a single exon.